Messenger RNA from Aedes aegypti (yellow fever mosquito), 9732 nucleotides. RefSeq names its product fatty acid synthase (gene FASN1). Gene Ontology annotation, molecular function: phosphopantetheine binding; fatty acid synthase activity; 3-oxoacyl-[acyl-carrier-protein] synthase activity. NCBI's taxonomy places the organism in Eukaryota, Metazoa, Arthropoda, Insecta, Diptera, Culicidae. Gene Ontology annotation, biological process: fatty acid biosynthetic process. The transcript is spliced from 11 exons. The record is from RefSeq and is a predicted model, not a curated record. Bases 1276 to 8544 code for a protein of 2422 amino acids.
GGUCACCUUUUCACUACUCAGACAUCAGCUUUCGAGUGCGGUGGCGUGUUUUUCCUCCUCGUCGUCAAGUCGCUUUUCCUACACCAUUAUUGUGUGACAUUUCAAGUGCAUUUUUAAUUGUGCAAGAGUCAAGAGAUAACGCAGUGAAUAUCAGCAUCAUUUCGUACAAUCCAGUCAGUUUAUCUGUUCUCCCGGUAGCAACAGGGCAGAAGCCAUCCGACGAAAGUGUGAACACAUUCCUAACGCAAUAGCAGCAGAUCAGCGUUUGUUUAAAAAGCUGAUUCAGAACAUUUUGGGGAAAGACUUGCGCGAAGACAGCGGAGACACGCCGGCAUACCGCCAGAGGAGUGUGCAUAACAACAAUACGGACUCGGCUACAUAGUCAGCGGCGGUGUUGGGAAGCAUCAAGCGGAGGAGUUAUCAGUGCGAAUUUCACGAGACGGGAGAGUGUCCGCGGAGAAAGAGUGUAAUCGAAAAAGAGAGCGCGCGCGAGAGGACCAUUCCUCGCGUCGGAAGUAAAUAAGUACAAGCCAACGCCGUGAAGAAGGUUUAGUUUGAAGCAGUGCUUCAACGCGUUCAGAUCGUGAAGUAAUUUCUCAGAAGGAGCUGUAAUCUCACAAAUCGCGCGGAUUGAUCCCUUGGCAACCGCUACCAACAGCUUCCCAAACGGACAAUCAAAAAAGAAAAAGUGUGUGAAUUAUUGCUUUAUGUGGUUUGAUGAGCAUCAGGAUCAAUAAAAGCGAUUGAAGCAGCAAAAACAAGUGAUAACAGAGUGCACCAGAACAGUGAAGAUCAAUAACGACAACAGCGAGGUACUGUUCCAGUGCGCACCCUGAUAAAAAAAGUGGUGUGAUCCAGUCGGAAGCCGAAGUGUUUGUGUGUGCGAGAAGUUUAGGAAGAGAGUCCAGUGUGUAGUUGCUUCGCGAGAAAUUGAAGAUCCUUCUGCGUUGACCGUUCCCCGUUCAAGAAUCUGAUCUGAAGCGUUGCAGUCUGCUGAGGAGUUCAGUCGUCUUCUGGACUUACUAGUGAGAAGGUGUUCUUCAAGUCUGCUGACUAGUGAGCGGAGGAUCCUUUUUUUGGGAUUCCAGUGAAAAGUUUUCAUCGCCCAAUCGUUAGCUGAAUUAACGAUAGACUAGACGUCGUCCAGCACUUCGCGGCUUGGUCAGAAAGCAGGACACCCUCUAGCCGAUCGUCAGUGCAGCGGACAAGGCCGCCAUUCCUUCCCGCGGAAAACGUUCCAAACAGAAGAAAACACGACGCAACAAAGGCGCAACGAUGCCAGCCCGCUUCGACGAUGUUACUACUGACACCCGCCGCGGUGUCCCCAGGGACCUGGGGGGACACUACGAUGGCUGUCAGAUUCAGGAUGACAUCUGCAUCACAGGCUUCUCCGGCCGCCUGCCGGAGAGCUCCAACAUCGAAGAGUUCAAGCGCAACCUGAUGGAGGGCGUCGACAUGGUGAACGACGAUGACCGCCGGUGGCCCAAGGGAUUGUACGACCUCCCGACCAGGAUCGGCAAAAUUAAGGACGAAGACCUGCAAAACCUGGACGCAGAGUUUUUCAAAAUUCAUCAAAAACAGGCGGAGUGUAUGGACCCGCAGAUGAGAAUGCUGCUCGAGUGUACAUACGAGGCUAUUAUUGAUGCGGGCAUCAAUCCUCAGGAACUCCGCGGUAGCCGCACCGGCGUGUACAUCGGAUGCUCCAACUCCGAAACGGAACAGCACUGGUGUGCCGACCCGGACCUGGUAAAUGGGUAUGGCCUGAUCGGAUGUGCCCGAGCCAUGUUCGCCAACCGGUUGUCCUUCACGUUCGACUUCAAGGGACCCAGCUACGCGGUCGAUACGGCCUGUUCCAGUUCGUUGAUCGCCAUGUCCACGGCCUUUGCCGAUAUGAAGGCUGGGCGGUGCGACGCGGCCAUCGUGGCCGGGUGUGGAAUCAUUCUGAAGCCCACCAUGUCGUUGCAGUUCAAAAGGUUGAACAUGUUGGGUAAGGAAGGUAUGUGCAAGGUGUUUGACGAAUCUGGCAAUGGGUACGUGCGGUCAGAUGGUUGCGUAGUUACUUUCAUGCAACGUGCUUCCGAUUCGCGCCGUAUCUAUGCCAGCGUUCUGAACGUGCGAAUCAACACCGAUGGGUACAAGGAACAGGGAAUCACCUUCCCGAAUGGAGCCAUGCAAAAGCGCCUGAUUCAGGAAACCUAUGGCGAAAUCAAUCUCAACCCAGCGGAUGUGGUCUACGUGGAGGCUCACGGUACCGGAACGAAAGUCGGAGACCCGCAGGAGGUGAACAAUAUUACGGAUUUCUUCUGCAAGGACCGGAAGGCGCCCCUGCUGAUCGGUUCGGUCAAAUCGAACAUGGGUCACUCGGAACCUGCCUCCGGAGUUUGUUCCAUCGCGAAAAUGUUGAUCGCUAUGGAGGCGGGCAUCAUUCCCGGAAAUCUUCAUUUCAAGAACACCAACCCGGACCUUUACGGUAUCAUGGACGGCAGCGUUAAGGUUGUCGAUCGUAACCUGCCAUGGAAUGGUGGCAUAAUCGGGCUGAACUCGUUCGGGUUCGGUGGUGCCAACGCUCACGUGAUCAUGAAGUCAUACCCGAAACCGAAACCUGUCAGCCCCAAGGAUGGCUUCCCUAAGCUGGUUUUUGCUUCGGGACGUACCGAAGAAGCCGUUGAGGCAUUCUUGGAUGCCGCAGACACGAACAAGGACGAUGAGGAGUUUGUUGGACUGGUGAAUGAAGUUCACAGUAAGAACAUCCCUCUGCAUUACUACCGUGGCUACACGGUAUUGGGAGACGGACAAGCUGUACGAGAGGUCAGCGAUUUGAAUGACGAAAAGCGGCCAAUCUGGUUCAUCUACUCCGGAAUGGGAUCGCAGUGGGCCAGUAUGGCCAAGGAGAUGAUGCAGGUGGAAGUGUUCAACAACAGUAUCCAUCGCUGUGCAGAGGCCUUACGACCGGAGGGAGUCGACCUGAUCGAUAUCUUGACCAAGAGUGACGAAUCGCGGUUCGAUAACAUCUUGAACUCGUUCAUUUCGAUUGCUGCGGUGCAAGUGGCAUUGACCGACGUUCUGAACCAUCUGGGCAUCACUCCGGACGGUAUGGUCGGACACUCCGUUGGUGAGCUGGGCUGUGCCUAUGCCGAUGGAUGCUUCACUCCGGAGCAGACUGUUCUGGCUGCCUACUGGAGAGGACGCAGCAUUUUGGAUACCCAGCUGAUCCCUGGCCUGAUGGCUGCUGUGGGCCUCUCGUGGGAGCAAUGCAAGGAACGCCUCCCGAAGGACAUCAUUGCCGCUUGCCACAACAGCAGCGAUAGUGUGACGAUUUCCGGACCGGUAGAUUCUAUCAACAAGUUCGUCGCCGAGUUGAACGCCGAAGGCGUCUUUGCCAAGGCAGUCAAAUCGUCCGGCAUUGCUUUCCACAGUCGUUACAUUGCCGACGCCGCACCAAAACUGCGCAAAUCGCUAGACAAAAUCAUUCCGAACCCUAAGAGCCGUUCACCGCGCUGGAUCAGUACUAGCAUUCCGGAGGAAGCCUGGAACACUCCGUUGGCCCAACAAUCGUCCGCCGCCUAUCACGUGAACAACCUCCUAUCGUCGGUGCUGUUCGCUGAAGGAUUGCGGCACGUGCCCAGCAAUGCGAUUUGCAUCGAAAUUGCUCCGCACGGUUUGCUGCAGGCCAUUUUGAAGCGCGCCCUCGGCAAAGACGCCACUAAUUUGAGUCUGAUGAAGCGCGGUCACGACAACAAUGUGAUCUUCAUGCUGUCGAACAUUGGAAAAUUGUACGCCGCCGGAGCUCAACCGCAGGUUCAGAAGCUGUACCGCCCGAUUACGUACCCGGUUGGUCGUGGAACGCCCAUGUUGAACUCACUGGUCAAAUGGGACCAUUCGACCAAGUGGUACCUAGCCAGAUUCGGUGUUGAAAACAAAUCCGGCGAAACGGUCAUCGACGUCAACCUGGAGAAACCGGAUGAUGCCUAUCUGGCCGGACACACCAUCGAUGGACGUGUCCUGUUCCCUGCCACCGGUUACAUGACCCUGGCCUGGCGUACAUUCGCCAAAAUGCGCGGUUCGGACAUGGAAAAGACGCCGGUGGUCAUCGAAAAUGCCGUUUUCCACCGGGCCACCAUUCUGCCGAAGGAUGGUUCGGUCAAGUUUGGAGUGAAUUUCUUCGAUGGUACCGGGGCUUUCGAAAUCUGCGAAGGUGGAUCGUUGGCCGUGUCGGGCAAGAUCACCGUUCCGGAAAAUAUCGACAACGAGGAGUUGCCGUUGUAUCCGAUCGAUGAGGACAAGUCGGGUCUGUCGAUGAGUACCGGUGAUGCCUACAAGGAGUUGAGAUUGAGAGGAUACGACUACGGUGGUAUGUUCCGUGGAAUUACGAAGGCUGAUGCCAGCCGAGUUACUGGUGAGCUGCAGUGGAAGGAUAACUGGGUUAGCUUUAUGGACACCAUGCUGCAGUUCAGCAUUUUGGGCAAGAACAUGAGGGAGUUGUACUUGCCCACUAGAAUUGAGAAGAUUGUGAUCAACCCGGCCCGCCACAUGGACAUGAUGAACACCCUGAAGUCGAAGGAUCAAGAUGUUCCGGUCGCUGUCUACCGCAACAUCGAUGUGAUCAAGAGUGGAGGUGUGGAGAUGCGAGGAUUAAAGGCCACACUUGCUCCGAAACGUUCGGGAUCACAGGCUCCGCCAACACUUGAGAAGUAUGUCUUUGUACCGAACUUCAACGAGAAGGAAUUGGCAGAGAGUGGCGAGAAGUCCCAAUUCCGGUCAAUUUCCACGGCUGUCCACUUGGCUAUCGAGAACAGCGCAGGAGCCCUGAAGAUCAAGGUUGCUGAAGCAUGCUUCCAACGUGCUCCGGAGAAUACCAUGGCUGCUACCGUGCAGGCCAUCAUUGAAGGCGAACCUACCCUGGUGAGUGACGUAGCAGUAGUUACGAACUAUCAACCAGAUACCCUUGUUCAGCACUUUGGAGAUAGUGGAGUUCGUGUAGUGGCCAAGGACGCUGCGGCAGGACCUAUUGAACAAGGUUGCCAUAUGGUAGUUUCUUACGAUAUACUUGGCCGUUCGGACAGCCAAGCUGUUCUGAGCAAUCUCCGUGAAUCGAUCCGUGAUGAUGGAUUCCUGUUCCUCGAAGAAUCUCGCACAAACUUUGAUGCUACCAAGAAGGGUAAGGCUCUGUUCGAUUCGCUAAAACUGACGACCGUGACGUAUCAAUAUUACGACAAAAAGGUCUUUGUACUACUCCGUCCCACCAACAACUACGAGCAACGCAAGUCCACAGUUAUUCAGGUCACCGAGAAGAACUUCACCUGGGUGGAAACGUUGAAGGCUGCUUUGGCGAAGGCCGAAGAAACCAAUACCUUCGUGUACAUUGUAUGCCAGGGCGAAGAGCUGUUCGGCGGUCAAGGAUUCAUCAAUUGCAUCAAGAACGAGGCUGGCGGUAAGUUCGCCCGUAUGGUCUUCAUUCAGGACAAGCGAGCGGAGAAAUUCUCCCUCACCGGCAAAUCGUACGUUGAACAGUUGAAGAAGGACCUCAUUUGUAACGUUAUGAACAGCAGUGGCGUUUGGGGAAGCUUCCGGCAUCUGAGAUUGGACAACCAGACCAACGGAACAUCGCUGCAGGUCGAGCAUGCCUAUGUCAAUGCCUUGACAAAGGGCGACUUGGCGAGCUUGAAGUGGAUCGAAGGACCACUGUCGCGGGACAGGCCAGAUCCGAAGGACAAGAAGCAGGAGUUGUGCACCGUUUACUACGCUCCGAUCAAUUUCCGUGACGUAAUGUUGAGCUCUGGCAAGCUUGGAGUUGAUGCUCUGCCGGGAGAUCUGCCCACUCAGGACUGCAUUCUCGGAUUGGAGUUCUCCGGUCGGGACGCAGCCGGUCGUCGCAUCAUGGCCAUGGUUCCAGCCAAAUCGCUGGCAACUACCUGCGUAGCUCACCGGAACAUGAUGUGGGAAAUUCCGGACAACUGGACUAUGGAGCAAGCCUCGACAGUCCCGUGUGUCUACUCAACAGUUUACUACGCCCUGGUCGUGCGUGGUCGCAUGAAGCGUGGUGAAUCUAUUCUGAUUCACGCCGGAUCCGGUGGCGUGGGACAGGCCGCUAUCUCGGUUGCCCUUUCCGCUGGACUCACGGUCUUCACCACCGUUGGUAGCAAGGAAAAGCGUGACUUCCUGAAGCGUACCUUCCCACAACUGCAAGAUCGCCACAUUGGAAACUCCCGAGACUGCUCGUUCGAGCAGAUGGUCAUGCGUGAAACUCAAGGACGUGGCGUGGACCUGGUACUGAACUCGUUGGCCGAUGAGAAACUGCAGGCAUCGGUCCGAUGCUUGGGAUUGAACGGACGGUUCUUGGAAAUCGGCAAGUUCGAUUUGAGCAACAACAGCCCGCUGGGUAUGUCGGUGUUCUUGAAAAACACUUCAUUCCACGGCAUUCUGGUCGACAGCAUUAUGGACGGCGAUGAUGACGUGCUUGCCGAGGUCGUCCGAUUGGUUUCGGAAGGUAUCAAGAGCGGUGCGGUACGCCCGCUGCCAACUAGCGUGUUUGGCGACCAACAGGUGGAACAAGCUUUCCGAUUCAUGGCUUCCGGUAAGCACAUCGGCAAGGUUGUCCUCAAGAUCCGCGACGAAGAGAAGGCCAAGGUGGUCGUCCCGCCCCCAAAACUGAUCUCCGCUAUCCCUCGUACGUACAUGCACAAGGAAAAGAGCUACAUCCUGAUCGGUGGACUGGGAGGUUUCGGUCUGGAGUUGGCCAACUGGUUGGUCUCGCGCGGAGCUACCAAGAUCAUUCUGACCUCUCGCAGUGGAGUUCGAACCGGAUACCAGGCCCUGAUGAUCAAGCGUUGGACCGAACGUGGCGUUACGGUUUCGAUCGAUACGAACGAUGUCACUACUUUGAAGGGAGCACAGAAGCUACUGCAGGCCGCCAACAAGCUGGGACCGGUCGGAGGUGUGUUCAACUUGGCGGCGGUGCUGCGGGAUGGUCUGUUGGAAAAUGCAACAGAAGCGGACUUCAAGACUGUCUGUGUGCCUAAGGUUGACGGAACGAAGAACUUGGAUCAGGCCACGCGGGAGCUGUGCCCGGACUUGGAUUAUUUCGUUGUGUUCUCGAGUGUUUCGUGCGGACGAGGAAACAUUGGACAGGUGAACUAUGGAUUGGCCAAUUCGGCCAUGGAGCGAAUUUGCGAAGCACGUCAAGCCGUCGGUUUGCCUGGAACUGCCAUUCAAUGGGGCGCCAUCGGAGACACCGGUUUGGUGUUGGAGAACUUGGGUGACAACGAUACGGUUGUCGGUGGAACUCUCCCGCAAAGAAUGCCAUCCUGUCUUCAGACAAUGGACUUCUUCAUGCAGCAGCCUUGUCCAGUUUUGGCUUCGAUGGUUGUGGCUGAGAAACGUAAGGCGGAAACCGGAGGAGUUGGAUUGGUCAGCUGCGUGGCGAACAUUCUUGGUUUGAAGGAUACCAAGAACGUGUCCGAUUCCGCCACUCUGGCUGAUCUCGGAAUGGACUCCUUGAUGGGCGCUGAAAUUAAGCAAACCCUUGAACGAAACUUCGACACUGUUUUAAGUGCAGCGGAAAUUCGUAUGCUCACAUUCGGCCGUCUGAAAGCGCUGGAAAGUGGUGGCGCCGAUGCUCCUGGAAGUCCCGUCCCACCGGCAUCUGCAUCGCCCGAACCAGAGCAGCAAGAUCAAAAUGGACUGGGAGAUGGCACUCAGGUUAGAUUCAGUGCAGAUCUCAUGCCUACGCAGUGCCUGGUUCGAUUGGACUCCAAGGCCCCGCCAUCCAGCAAGGACCGCCCAGUGUUCAUGGUACAUGCCAUUGAAGGUGUCAUCACUUCGCUCAUUCCACUAGCACAAACCCUCCCAGUUCCUGUGUACGGUCUCCAGUGUGUAGCCGAAGCACCCCUAGAAUCUCUGGAAACGUUGGCCGCGUUCUACAUUAAGCAUGUCCGAUCGGUGCAGCCAAAGGGUCCUUACACCAUCGUGGGCUACUCGUUUGGAGCGUCCGUCGCCUAUGAAAUGGUGGCCCAGUUAGAAAAUGCCAAAGAAACCUGUCGAUUGCUGAUGCUGGACGGUUCGCCACGAUACAUCGCUGGUUACACGGACGCACAAAAGCAGCGAAUCGACAACGGAGAAGCCCUCCAGGCCGAGGAUGAAGCCUAUGCGCUGGCCUUCUUCGCCAUGGUCUGCGGCAAUCUGGACUACUCUAAGACUGCCCACGAACUGAUUGCACCGAAGACGUGGGAAGCGCGGUUGCAGAAAUGCGCCGAAAUGGUUCGCACGCGAACGCCACAAUACUCUCAGAAACUGCUCGAGACGGCAGCGGAAUCGUUUGUACAUAAAAUCGUUGCUGGCCAUCUGUAUAAACCCACUUCCAAGAUCAGUGCCCCGGUGAAACUGGUGAAACCCACCGAAAACUAUGCCAAACUGCAAGGCGAUUAUGGUCUCUCAGAGCUCUGCACGAAGGACGUCAAGGUGACGACUGUGAAAGGCGACCAUCGAUCCAUUCUUGUCGGUGAUUCGAUGCUGGAAAUCUCUAAACUUCUCCACGAGCUGCUAUAAAGUGAAGCGUAUCGUCAUCACACCUUCGCACACAGGAAACACCUGCAUGGACAUUAGAGCAUAGAAAUCACUGGGGCGUACCGCCUUUUCCCCCAAUCUCUCGAAGCGAGUGAGAGUCAGAUGGAAUGUGUAAUUUAUUUUCGUUCUUUUGUGUAUAGUUCAAAUCUACUUCCCGACUUUUCUACAUUAAUUUUGGUUAUAAGAUGGUUCCCAGUGGACCUAUUGGCACUGUUAACGCAAGCGUGAUCUAUAUAGAACUAGUAGGAUGCAGUCCAAAGAGUGCUGGCACUGGACGUCUGAUCCAGGUCCGUUUCAGGGGCAGUGUCACCGCCCUUUGCUGUAGUUUCGAAAACAUGAAAAUGUAUAAAAAAGAACGUGAUUGCUUAUUAGCUGUUAGUUGCCUUCUUUCUGAGAAGCAAAAAAAAAACUUCGACAUGAACAUUUUCCAAGAUCUUGAUCUAUUUAUGAAAUGGAUUUGAAGAAUGUGUUAGUUGCAUAGCAGACAACAUUCCACUCCUAGAGUAGCUAUUUUUUUCCUUUAAAAUAAUACUUUAAUUAUAAAAAGUAGAUUUUAGUGAGUCGAUGGGAUUUUAUUCCUAAAACAACUUGUAAAAAAAAUAGUUAUUUUACAUCACAGAAAUGACAAAAAUAAAGAAGGGAUCUAUUAACCAUGUGUACUAAAUUUAUUCUGUCUUCGACCCAACGAAAAACAAUCGGACAAAUGAUCGAACACACAAACAAUUUUACAAAACAGGGGCAUCCAGGUUUAGCAUGUAAGGACCAUUAACUAUCAUAAGCAGCCAUUCAACUUCUAUUACCAUGUGUGAUGCAGAAAUCUUACCCGGUACAGGCACAUGAUCAAUCUACUCGAAGUCACACUAUCACACGUUUACUGAAGUUGUUGUGUGUAAUCACGAAUAUUUAACAAUAUUGUAAACUAGCACUACACUUCUGUUGCGGAACACACACACACCCGAAAGCGGAUAAGUAAAGCCUAUCAAAUCUCAAAGCACCAAUUGCGUAUACCCCCAAAAUGGCUUAUUGCACUCACCCACACAGAAGUACUGAAUGUAUGUAUUUGAACAGGAACAUAGUUAUUUGUGCAUUUGGAAGAACAAACGGCCAAUUAUGAUGGCAAAACAGGAAACUGUAUAUUUGAAUGCAAAUAAAAAUAUUGCAAAUGAAAAA